Molecule: messenger RNA, 1197 nt
Organism: Vicia villosa (hairy vetch)
Lineage: Eukaryota; Viridiplantae; Streptophyta; Magnoliopsida; Fabales; Fabaceae
Exons: 1
Coding region: 1-1197 (398 amino acids)
Source: RefSeq, a predicted model, not a curated record
AUGAGGCGAGGGCGUCCGAAAAAGACGGUGUCACCGCCGCCAGAUCCCAUUCCCCUGAAAUGUCUGAUAAUAUCUCCACCGCCUAGUUCAUUGCCUUCUUCUAGUGAGAAAGCCAGUGUCAGCAAGGUUGUUGUUGAGGUUGAAGGAAAAGGUAACGAAGACCCAAACCCAGGCGAAACCCUAAAUUCGAAUGAUGAUCAGAAGUUAUGGGUUGAUGUACUCAAAGAUAACCGAAAUCCUGCCAAAGGUCGUAGUAUGAAGUUUAUCGCUCCCCAGCUUGUUGAAGGUGGGAUUGAAGUUUCGAUUGAGGAAGCAGACAUCGUGGAUGAAAUUUUAUUCUGGCGUCCAUCUUUGGUUCUCUAUGCCUUGGGAGGUGAGUUAAGUAUGCACGCAGUUAAGAAUUUUAUGAUUAAGAACUGGAACUUUGUUCAACUACCUGAUAUGUACUAUCACGAAGGUUAUUUCAUCCUCCGUUUCAGUUCAUUCAGGCAGAGAGAUGAUGUCCUGAUGAAAGGUCCAUAUUCCAUCAGGAAUAUGCCACUCCUUAUUCACGAAUGGAGAGCGGACUUUAAUCUGCAAACUGAUCUUCUUCGCACUCUACCGAUCUGGGUAAAAUUGCCAAAUCUUCCCCUUUAUUUGUGGGGAGAAACAAGCCUCAACAAAAUUGGGAGUGCACUAGGAAUCCCCAUAGUAACGGAUGAAUGUACUGCUAAUCGGUUACGAAUAUCCUAUGCUCGAAUUCUUGUAGAAAUGGACAUAACUAAGGAGUUACCAUCAGAGAUAAUAAUCAAGGAUAAUAUGGGAGAAAAGAUGCAGCAAUCCAUAGAUUAUGAAUGGCGCCCUGUUUACUGUGGAAAUUGUCAGAGAUUUGGCCACAAUUGUGACAAACCUAAGCAGAAGGCCAAGAUUUGGCAACCAAAAGCUAAGCCUCCAGAAGAAGAGAACAAGACACAACCCACUAAUGCAGCAACCACAACCAAUGGUGAGGAGGCUACAGUGCAAGGUUUCUCUGAUAAUGCUGAUUCACUUGGCACAGUUGAGAUAAAUAAGGAGAAGUGGACUACUGUUAAUAAGAGUGGCAAGGACCGAGGUAAAGGAAUCAUGAUAGAGGAUCCUGAACCUUCAGUUCUUAGUACGAAUGGUUUUGAUGCCCUAGGGAUUUUGAAUGAUCUCCUAGUGCUACAAAAUCCUGGUUAA